This is a messenger RNA of Cyprinodon tularosa, 2843 nucleotides long. It is a transcript of the gene tnk1, whose product is annotated as tyrosine kinase, non-receptor, 1. Gene Ontology annotation, molecular function: transmembrane receptor protein tyrosine kinase activity; protein binding; ATP binding. Gene Ontology annotation, cellular component: signaling receptor complex. The record is from RefSeq and is a predicted model, not a curated record. Gene Ontology annotation, biological process: positive regulation of kinase activity; cell surface receptor protein tyrosine kinase signaling pathway; protein phosphorylation. The coding region runs from base 311 to 2542 and encodes 743 amino acids. Lineage: Eukaryota; Metazoa; Chordata; Actinopteri; Cyprinodontiformes; Cyprinodontidae. The transcript has 14 exons.
GGCGGAGGGAGUCGCUGGUGACAAACAGGUGAAUCACAAGAACACCGUGUGCGACGAAUUGUGCCAAAGGAUAUCCUCCUAAUCGAUCGCCUCUUUUGGGACAUUUCUACGGUAGAAUCGGACUGUUCUGGACUUUUCCCUUGCAUGGUAAUCUGUAAAAUAUAAAACGAUCAGGAUCCGAAUCAGUUUCCAGAGUCUUCCGUCGAACUUCCAGGUUUCGGAGCCGACAUGAAUCAUCUCUUUCUGUGCGGUUAAAGACACCAAGUGAAGACUGAGCUUUUUUGGAUUAACGGAUGGUCAGGGGCAGGUCAUGCUGAUGGACCAGGACACUCAGUGGCUGUACCAGCUCCUGGCUGAGGUCCAGUUGGAGAAGUUCUACCACCGUGUCCGAGACGGCCUCAACAUUACGCGACUGGAGCACUUCAACUAUGUCAAGGAGUCUGAUCUCGAGCAGAUUGGAAUCAGCAAGCCAGCACAAAGAAGAUUGUGGGAGGCCCUAAAGAGAUACAAGACAGUGUCGCGCUCUAGACAAUGGCCGACAAAGGUGUUCAGUAAUCGAGUUCCAGAGGGAGGGGAACAGUUUGCCACAGGUGGCCCAGUUCAGUCGGCGGAGAGCGCCGGGCGGACUCCGCCCCGUCUGAUCCAGGACAGCGAGCUGUUUCUGGGAGAGAAGUUGGGCUCUGGGUCCUUUGGAGUGGUGAAGAGGGGCGAAUGGCGCACCCCCGCAGGCCGCGUGCUACCAGUGGCAGUGAAAUCACUGAAGAGCAGUAUGUCCAGACAGAGUGACACCCUGACAGACUUCCUGCAGGAGGUCACCACCAUGCAGUCAUUGGACCACCCCAACAUCAUCCGACUCUACGGCGUUGUCCUCACACUUCCUCUGAAGAUGGUAACAGAGUUGGCCCCUCUGGGCUCAUUAUACGACACCCUGCGUGCCCGUCAGUUCGAAUACCCCCUGCUGCGUCUCUGGCUUUUUGCCACCCAGAUUGUGGCAGGAAUGGACUAUCUGGAGACCCGGAGAUUUAUCCACAGGGAUCUGGCUGCUAGGAACGUGCUGCUGUCUUCCAAGGACGUGGUGAAGAUUGGAGACUUUGGUCUGAUGAGAGGCUUAAGUCAAGAUAGAGACCAUUAUGUCAUGGGACCACACAGAAGGAUCCCCUAUGCAUGGUGUGCCCCAGAAAGUCUCCGUAUCGGCUCUUUCUCCCAUGCCUCUGACGUCUGGAUGUUUGGUGUCACCAUGUGGGAGAUGUUCACCUACUGUGAGGAGCCUUGGUUUGGGCUGUCAGGGAGACAGAUUUUGUGGCGUGUCGAACAAGAUGGAGAGCGACUGGAGAAACCUGCAGAUUGUCCUCAGGAGCUCUAUAUUGUCAUGAGGAAGUGCUGGGCCGUCAACCCUGGUGACAGACCCAACUUUGCAACACUCACAACAAUGCUGGCAGAGACUAAGCCAGCACAGGUCCAAGCAACAAGAGAAUUUGCAGAACCCAGAAAACUCCCUCUUGCUCCAAACGACAUUGUGACUGUCAUCGACCACGGGCUGGAAAUGAACGAAUGGCGUGGGCAGAACCAGAGGACGCUGGUCGUCGGCUGGUUUCCUGCCACUCUCACUGUGCCCGCAACCACUUCCAGCAGCUCGGGGCCCAAUCCACCUCCAGGUAUUCCCAUCAUCUCCCCCCCAGUAAAGGGAAGCCUGCAACACACGGGGCAUGGAGACGUCCAUCCUGACCGCAGUUGGGGAACUCCAGAGAGGCUGGAAGACAACGGCAACUGGAGGUCGGGACCUGGCAGGGAGCGCGAGGGAACCAACCUUCAGAAAAUGGCAGGAAUGUCUCAGAGCCUGGAGUCAGUCCUAAGUGGACCGCGCCCUCGUGCUCACACAGUAGGGGCUGUAAAAGUGGAUCAACAUGGCAAACUCAUGCCUCCCGCCAUGAUCGCUCGGAGCAUGAUGGCACAGCAGGACAUUCGGCGCUUUAGUGAGGCCAGCCUCGCCCCUCCUCCUCGGCCGCCACCCCCCAACCUGAAACGCUUGAACAUGAAGAAUCAGAGGAAGCCCAUAGUUCAGCCCCCCAUUGGCACCCCAUGGCCUCAGCAAAUGGCCAUGUCCCCCCCAGCACAAGCAACUCCACCCAGUGUAUCAGGGUCCAACCUGGUCAAAAUGGCCCAGAUGACACGUUCAACCCCACAGCUGGAUGAGGACCAAAGGGGGGGAGGAAAAGACAGAGAGAAAUCUCAUUAUGCACAAAACUCAAAGGAGAACCUCGUUGCUCAAGUGAUGGAGGCUGUACACGGCGUGACCACUGAAGAAGUGCAAAAUGCACUUCAACGUAAUGACUGGAAGCCAGCACGGGCUGAACAACAACUCAAGCUGGACCAACUCUAUGCGCUCAGACUCUGCUCUAUAGAGGACUGUAUCAAGAUCCUAACCAAAUACCAGUGGAACCUGCAGAUGGCCAGCAGAUACCUCAUACGGGUGUCCCGGGAAGAAAGGCUUGGCCCCAGCGAGAGGGAUCGACCUCAGAUUAGCGCAGAGAGACGAGUCUGAGGACAUUUCUAGCUGCUUGACUUGCUGAUGCCUGAAAUUUUGGGAAACACCUUGCAUGAUUAACCUACUUUAGGACAUGUUGCUGCCUGAAAUGGCUGCUUUAAUGUUGGCACUGAACUGAGCAUAUUAAAGGAACAUGAAGGCUUAAAAAUAGGAUGCACAAGAGACUAAAAGCCCCCAACCACUGUUUUUAUAUUUUCACUUUGCCAUUAUUCACCAAUUUUUUAUUAAUGUAUGUAUGUAUGUGUGUAAAUAUUUCCUUAGUCAUGCAUUUGAUGAAUAAAUGUCGAGAUAAAAACCA